UCCGGUGGCUGAGUUGAGGUCGGUUUGGAAAGCUCGCUUUGUGUCCGUACUGGGGCGUUAUCCCCGUCACUUUGUUUUAUUUUAUCAUUUACUUCAAUUUCAUUAAAACUCACAUUCCGAGUGCAUUUCUAACAGGGCAUGCAGAUAGCCAACGCAGCGAACAUCAUAGAGGACCUCGGUGGCAACGGAGUGGUGAUUGAGAUGAGUGACCACCAAGAGAUACCCACUCCCGCCGAACCUCCUGCACCAGCUGAAGCUCCGAUGAAGACUAGGGGGAAGAGAGGAAGACCUCUGAGCAAGGAGCCCAAGCCAGGACCCAAGCCCAAAAAGACGAAAGUGGGGAAACAACCAAAGCCAAAAUCUGGCCCCCAGCCCAAGAAGGGCAAGAAGACCAAGGGCAAAGAAGGCAAGGGGGGAGAGCAGAAGAUCGAUGAAGCCUUCAAGAAGGUGAGGCGGAAGGUGGACCGAUUCAAGGGCAUGACGGAGGCUGAGGUCAUGACCAAAACCCUGCAGGACAUCCUCACCCACAACCUGGACUUUGUCAUCAUUGGAAUCAAUCCUGGACUGAUGGCGGCCUACAUUGGACGGUGGUUUCCAGGCCCAGGAAACCAUUUCUGGAAGUGCCUGUUCUUAUCGGGGAUCACUGAAGUCCAGCUCAACCACAUGCACGACCAGUCUCUGCCCGAGAAGUAUGGGAUCGGCUUCACCAACAUGGUGGAGAGGACCACUCCGGGAAGCAAGGACCUCUCAAACAAAGAGCUGCGGGAGGGCGGCAAGACUCUGGUGGAGAAACUGAAAAAAUACAAGCCUCUCAUCGCAGUCUUCAAUGGCAAAUGUAUUUACGAAAUGUUCAGCCGAGAGAUCUUCGGGUUCAAGCCGAAGAAGCUGGAGUUUGGUGUACAGCCGCAGAAGGUUCCGGACACGGAGACGGUGUGCUACCUGAUGCCCUCGUCGAGUGCCCGCUGUACCCAGUUCCCCCGCGCCCAGGACAAGGUGCAGUUCUUCCUCAAGCUGAAGGACCUGAGGGACCAGCUCAAGGGCGUGGCCAAGAACAAGGAAGUGGAGGAAAUAAAGUACACCUUUGACCUGGACCUGGCCAAAGAGGAUGCCAAGCGGCUGGCCAUCAAAGAGGAGCAGUACGACCCCGGGUAUGAGGAGGCCUUCGGCGGGGGCUACUGUGAGACGGGCCCGGGGGCUGGGCAGAGUAACGGGGCUGGGGAGACGGAAGGUCCCAGUGCGGUGGCCACACCCCCUCAGCCGGGGGUGGAGACUGCGUAA
Molecule: messenger RNA, 1278 nt
Organism: Conger conger (European conger)
Lineage: Eukaryota; Metazoa; Chordata; Actinopteri; Anguilliformes; Congridae
Product: G/T mismatch-specific thymine DNA glycosylase-like
Exons: 10
Coding region: 139-1278 (379 amino acids)
Biological process (GO): base-excision repair, AP site formation
Cellular component (GO): nucleus
Molecular function (GO): mismatch base pair DNA N-glycosylase activity
Source: RefSeq, a predicted model, not a curated record